CAACGUUCCACGAUUUGGAUCCAAGAUGCGCAAGGCGGCCCUUGUGGGGUGGUUCGUGCUCUCAUGUAGCGCAUUGACGAUAGAAGAGCUGGCGCCUUAUUCGCAAUUCCAAGAAGAUCUCCUCCUUCGGAACGUCCAUCCAUUCGGUAUAGUUUUUGCCGACCCCGACGCUGUUCCAGAACAAGGCACAAGUCCGGAUGGAGCAUUUUGUGCCACAGGCGAGUUCGGUGCGCUGGAGUACUGGGAACGCGUGCGACAGGAUGGCCACGUGUUCUUUUACUGCAAGGCUAGACACACAAGCCAGUGGCAACCGCCUUGCAUCCACUUGAUGCCGGACUUUGACUUGGACGCGGAUGACCCACGCCGGUUUCCGUUCCCGAUGUCUAUAGAGCGUUUGGACUUGUCUGGUGCAGUCAAGAAAGAAUAUGGUGCAUCCGCCGAUGACAACCAAGCUGGUGCUUUGGAGUUGGGCACUCCUUCCGACAUUCCCGACGACAUCUAUGAUGGGAUGCCAUUGCUCACGUACGAAGGGCACAUCCACGACCAAUUCUUCACCUUCCAUGGGUACUUGGAUCAUCUCCAAGGCGUGUCCUUUCGUCCACAUUUUCACAAGAUCCCACGAGAGCUCCACGAAGAAGCCGUGGCGAGUCUACCCAAGCACAUCGUGGUCGGCAAUAUCGACGACGUUUACCUCUUGGCCCUUCAAGACGUCGUAGGCCUUGAAGUCGAGCUGGAGCACGUCGUUCGAGAAGCGCUCGAAGACGACGUGCCAGACCCCAUGAUGUACACCGUGAGCCACUUCAGCGUUGACCAGCGGAAGGCAGUCGCGGCGGCAUGGGCGGACUUGAGUACGUUGGCACUUGCCCGUGCGAACGUGACUAUAGCCAUGAACGCGCUACGGCGUUCCAUUUAUUGGCUUCGGCACUACCACGUCGCGUAUAUGAAGAUGGCGAGAGUGCUGUCGACGCUUGGGUACAUGGACGAUGCGUGCGAGUGCCUCCAAAUCCUCCUGGACAACGAGCCUGACCACGUGGCCAAGUUGCGUACCGAAUUUUCGUUUUGCCCGAUGCUGCACUCGCGAAAGACGGCUUCAAUAUUGUACCAUCCAGUUGUGAUGUUGUUUCUGCAGGUGGGGACGCUGACCGUGGCGUUUGUGCUGUUUGUGUGGUGGGUCAAGCGCCAAUACAUCGACUCUCCACCACCACCGACGACGGCAACUGACAAAAGGCAGCGAAAAGCUCCACAUCGAGGACGGCAUUUGAAAUAAACACUUCGCUCUGUUCAUUUCCACGCUACCACCACACGUUUGAAUUUGUCGUGCUUGGCACGAAAUCGUCGGGUUUUCCAGCCAUCCAUUUUCCUCUCGUUCGGAGUCCA
This is a messenger RNA of Aphanomyces invadans, 1377 nucleotides long. RefSeq lists its product as hypothetical. The transcript has a single exon. The record is from RefSeq and is a predicted model, not a curated record. Lineage: Eukaryota; Oomycota; Saprolegniomycetes; Saprolegniales; Verrucalvaceae. Bases 26 to 1267 code for a protein of 413 amino acids. Gene Ontology annotation, molecular function: protein binding.